AUGGAGUCCGCGGGCACCGGGCGGAGCCUGCCGACGCCGCCGCCUCGGCUGCUGCUGCUGCUGCUCCUGCAGGUGGCGGGGCCCGCGGGCGCCCUGGCGGAGACCCUGCUGAAUGCGCCGAAAGCCAUGGGCACCAGCUCCAGCCCGCUCAGCCCCGCGAGCGUGGUGGCUCCGGGAACGACAGCAUUCGAGGAAAGUCGACUGCCCGUGUUCACCCUGGAUUACCCCCACGUGCAGAUCCCCUUCGAGAUCACCCUCUGGAUCCUGCUGGCGUCCCUGGCCAAGAUUGGCUUCCAUCUCUACCACAAGCUGCCCACCAUCGUGCCCGAGAGCUGCCUCCUCAUCAUGGUCGGACUUCUGCUCGGCGGAAUUAUCUUUGGCGUCGAUGAGAAGUCUCCCCCGGCCAUGAAGACCGACGUGUUUUUCUUGUACCUCCUGCCUCCCAUCGUGCUCGACGCCGGCUACUUCAUGCCCACGCGCCCCUUCUUCGAGAACCUCGGCACCAUCUUCUGGUACGCGGUGGUGGGGACCCUGUGGAACUCCAUCGGCAUCGGCGUGUCGCUGUUUGGCAUCUGCCAGAUCGAAGCGUUUGGCCUCACUGACAUCACUCUGCUGCAGAACCUGCUCUUCGGCAGCCUGAUCUCAGCCGUGGACCCGGUGGCCGUGCUCGCCGUCUUCGAGAACAUUCACGUCAACGAACAGCUCUACAUCCUGGUCUUCGGCGAGUCCCUGCUGAACGACGCAGUCACAGUGGUCCUGUAUAACUUGUUCAAGUCCUUCUGCCAGAUGAAAACCAUUGAGACCAUCGAUGUGUUUGCUGGAAUUGCUAACUUCUUUGUCGUGGGAAUCGGUGGGGUGUUGAUCGGCAUCUUCCUGGGUUUUAUAGCGGCAUUCACCACUCGCUUCACACACAAUAUCCGAGUGAUUGAGCCACUGUUUGUUUUCCUGUACAGCUAUUUGUCCUACAUAACAGCUGAGAUGUUCCACCUCUCCGGCAUCAUGGCAAUCACUGCUUGUGCCAUGACUAUGAACAAGUAUGUGGAAGAGAACGUGUCUCAGAAAUCCUACACGACCAUCAAGUAUUUCAUGAAGAUGCUGAGCAGCGUCAGCGAGACCCUCAUCUUCAUCUUCAUGGGAGUGUCCACCGUUGGGAAGAACCACGAGUGGAACUGGGCCUUUGUCUGCUUCACGCUGGCCUUUUGUCUGAUCUGGCGGGCGCUGGGUGUCUUUGUCCUGACUCAGGUCAUUAAUUGGUUCCGGACCAUUCCCCUGACCUUCAAAGAUCAAUUCAUCAUUGCCUAUGGAGGCCUCCGAGGUGCCAUCUGUUUUGCCCUGGUCUUUCUCCUUCCUGCUGCUGUGUUUCCUCGGAAAAAGCUGUUCAUUACGGCUGCCAUCGUCGUCAUAUUCUUUACUGUCUUCAUCCUGGGCAUAACUAUCCGACCAUUAGUGGAAUUUCUUGAUGUUAAGAGGUCCAAUAAGAAACAGCAAGCUGUCAGUGAAGAAAUCCAUUGUCGGUUUUUUGAUCACGUGAAGACUGGGAUUGAAGAUGUCUGUGGACAUUGGGGUCACAAUUUCUGGCGAGACAAGUUCAAGAAGUUUGAUGACAAAUACCUGCGGAAGCUUUUAAUUCGGGAAAAUCAACCCAAGUCAAGCAUUGUGUCCUUGUAUAAAAAACUUGAAAUAAAACAUGCCAUUGAGAUGGCGGAGACUGGGAUGAUAAGUACUGUUCCUUCAUUUGCAUCUCUAAAUGAUUGUCGUGAAGAAAAAAUAAGGAAGCUUACUCCUGGUGAAAUGGAUGAAAUUCGAGAAAUAUUAUCAAGAAAUCUCUACCAAAUACGUCAACGAACUUUGUCAUACAACAGACACAAUCUGACAGCCGACACGAGUGAGAGGCAAGCCAAGGAGAUCCUGAUCCGCCGUCGGCACAGUUUGCGCGAAAGCAUCAGAAAGGACAACAGCUUGAAUCGGGAGCACAGGGCUUCUACUUCAACCUCCCGAUAUUUAUCAUUACCUAAAAAUACGAAGCUUCCAGAAAAGCUACAGAAGAGAAAGAAUAUUUCUAAUGCAGAUGGUGACAGCAGUGACUCUGAUGCUGAUGCUGGAACCACCGUGCUCAAUUUGCAGCCCCGAGCCAGACGCUUCCUGCCAGAACCAUUCUCCAAGAAAGCUUCCCAGGCCUAUAAAAUGGAAUGGAAGAACGAGGUGGACGUGGGCUCUGGCCAAGGGCAGCCCAGCCCGCCCGCUGCACCCCGCAGCAAGGAGGGGGGCACGCAGACGCCGGCUGUCCUACGGCAGCCCCUUCUCUCCAAAGACCAGGGGAGGGAGGACAGUUUGACUGAAGGUGGCAGACCCAAGCCGCCUCCGCGGCUGGUCCGGAGGGCGUCGGAACCUGGGAACCGGAAGUCGAGGUUGGGGAGUGACAAGCCUUAA
This is a messenger RNA of Lepus europaeus (European hare), 2430 nucleotides long. It is a transcript of the gene SLC9A2, whose product is annotated as solute carrier family 9 member A2. Gene Ontology annotation, cellular component: membrane. Gene Ontology annotation, molecular function: sodium:proton antiporter activity. The transcript has 12 exons. Lineage: Eukaryota; Metazoa; Chordata; Mammalia; Lagomorpha; Leporidae. Gene Ontology annotation, biological process: proton transmembrane transport; sodium ion transport; regulation of pH. The record is from RefSeq and is a predicted model, not a curated record. The coding region runs from base 1 to 2430 and encodes 809 amino acids.